AUGACAGCUACUCAGUUGUUCUCCUACUCCGAUGACCAGUGGGCCCGGCUCGACGGUGCAUUCAUCAUGUGCGCCCAUAGUCUGCAUACAGGUCAGGCUCCGGUGACUAAAACUGAUACCACGGCGGACCUGGAUACGCAGAGACAGCCCCCACGAUCCAUCACGGGUCACAAUGGAGAGCGAAAGGCUAUAAUUCAAGCAGUUGUCGAAGGCAAUUGGCGAAAAAUAGACAAUGACAUCGUGCGCUACAAUGAAAUGUGGGCAAUCAGUAAAUUCCCAGCCGACAUCAAGAACGAUGGCAGUCUUCAAAAAACGAGAACUAUCAUGUCAGUAUCCCUACCUGUUGCCAGUCAAUCGGGCAAAGUGAUCAAAGCGUCCGACACGUUGUCCAACCCUGAGAAUUUGCAGUACUAUUACCGCUUCGCUAAGGACGAGACUUUACUGGAUGCAGUGUCUAAAGCUAAACUCUAG
This is a messenger RNA of Exophiala spinifera, 471 nucleotides long. RefSeq lists its product as uncharacterized. Bases 1 to 471 code for a protein of 156 amino acids. The transcript has 2 exons. Lineage: Eukaryota; Fungi; Ascomycota; Eurotiomycetes; Chaetothyriales; Herpotrichiellaceae. The record is from RefSeq and is a predicted model, not a curated record.